UGUUUCAAGAGAAACUGACGUAUUGUUAAGUUGCGCUGCUGUGUGUUUGUGUCUUUUUAUAUUUAUGCAGUAAAAUGGCAGAAGCUAGAAUUUCUCAAAAUGAGUUCAUGUGUCCAGUGUGUUUGGAUCUCCUGAAGGAUCCAGUGACCAUCCACUGUGGACACAGUUACUGUAAGAGCUGUAUUACAGACUGCUGGGAUCAGGAGGAUGAGAAGAGAGUCUACAGCUGCCCUCAGUGCAGACAGACCUUCAGCCCAAGACCUGCUUUAGGUAAAAACACCAUGCUGGCUGAAGUGGUGGAGAAACUGAGGAAGACUAAACUUUCUCCUGACUGUUAUGCUGGAGCUGGAGAUGUUCAGUGUGACGUCUGUACUGGAAGAAAAUACAAAGCUGUCAAGUCCUGUCUAGUGUGUCAGGAAUCUUACUGUCAAACUCACUUUGACCGUCAUGAGGAGUUUCACUCUCGUAAACCACACAAAUUGAUUGAUGCCACUAGACGACUGCAGGACAUGAUCUGCCGUAAACAUGAUAAACAGCUGGAAAUGUACUGUGUCACUGAACAACAAUGCAUUUGUGUGCUGUGUAAGGAGUAUGAACAUAAAAACCACAAAAUUGUAUCAACUGCAUCUCAGAGGACAGAGAAACAGAAACAGUUAAAAGAGAUGCAGAUGAAGUUCGAGCAGAGAAUCCAGCAGAGACAGAAAGACCUUCAGCAGCUGAGAGAUUCUGUGGCGUCUCAUAAGCGCUCUGCACAGACAGCAGUGGAGGACAGUGAGAGGAUCUUUACUGAGCUCAUCUGUUCCAUUGAGAGAAGCCGCUCUGAGAUCACACAGAUGAUCAGAGAUCAGGAAAAGACUGUAGUGAAUCAAGCUGAAGAACUCAUUAAGAAACUAAAGCAGGAGAUUUAUGAUAUGAGGAGGAGAAACACUGAGCUGGAGCAGCUUUCACACACACAUGAUCACAUCCAUUUCCUGCAGAGUUUUCGGUCUCUUUCAGCAGCUCCUGGAUCUACAGACGUUUCCAACGUUCCCUUCAGUUCUCGCUUCUCUUUUGAUAAAAUAAAAGAAUCUGUCGAUCAGCUCAGAGUCAAACUGGAGGAUUUCUGCAAAGAGGAGAUCAAGACGAUUUGUAACAGAGUCACAUGUAUCAACAUUGUUCCCAAGACCAGGAAUGAAUUUCUACAAUAUUCCCAUCAGUUCACUCUGGAUCCAAACACAGUGAAUAAACACCUCCAGCUGUCUGAGAAGAACAGAGAGAUUACUAACACUGGCACAGAUCAUCUGUAUCCUGAUCAUCCAGACAGAUUUGAUUUGUAUGCUUAUCAGGUGUUGUGUAGAGAGAGUGUUAGUGGAUGCUGUUACUGGGAGGUUGAGUGGAGUGGGAUUGUGUAUAUAUCAGUGUCAUAUAAGAGCAUCAGCAGGAAGGGAUCAGGUAAUGAGUGUUUUUUUGGACAUAAUAAUCAGUCCUGGAGUUUGUGUUGCUCUCCCUCCAAAAACUCAUUCCGGCACAAUAACAAACGGACUGAUCUCCCUGUAGAAUCCAUCAGCCAUAGUAUAGGAGUGUAUGUGGAUCACAGUGCAGGAACUCUGUCCUUCUACAGCGUCUCUGACACAGUGAGCCUCAUCCACACAGUACAGACCACAUUUACUCAGCCGCUCUAUCCUGGGUUUUGGGUUCAGACUGGAUCAUCAGUGAAACUGUUGAUGAAUUAGAAUAGAUCCCAGAGAGAGUCAACCAAAGUUCUUUGAGCUACAUGAUGAAUCAAUUACAGUGAGAUUUUACAGAGUUUCAGAUGGUAGAAUAAAUGUGUGUAAUAAAUCAUAACACAUACAGUAAGAUCAGUGUGUGCGAGAGUCAUGGUGAGUGAAAAUGUAUAUGUGAUACAAAUCACAUUCAUUUGGUUUUUAUUAGUGAAAUUAUUUCUAUUAUUACAAUCAUAUCAAUUGAACUGCUCACACACAGGAUUCAUUAAAAAGAUUUAUCCCAUUUACCUGUUGAAUGCUUCAGACUGACUGGCAGAUAUUUUAAGGUGUUGAUUGUUUGUUAUUAGUAGAAAUGGCACAUUAAAAUUUCCCAGAAAGUUCUGUUUAAUACAAACUCAGCAACAGAAGAAACAUCCUCUCACUUUGAACUUUUUAUUAUUUACAACAAAUUUCGAAAACACAUAUUCAUUGAACAAGUUCACUGAACAAGCAUGAAAAAAUUGUCAAAUAAAGAUCUUGUGAAGGGUUUUUUUUUUUUUUAAUGGAAAGCAUGGCCUUUUUCCGUAGCAUCCUCGGUUGAUCUGAUGUCACUGUGACCUCAUUUCCUGCACUCUGUGUUUCUCUGCUUAUCAGACUUGUUUAUUAAUUAUGUGCCUGCAGAUCUGCUGAAGGUCCACAUUGCGGUUUAGUCAUUCGGUUUAAUAUAAAUAACUUCUUUUGAUAAACCAGGUGUCCCUCACCAAGGUGAGCAACAUUAGUUAUUAUUGAAUUAAUAUAUAAGAAAUGUCAAAUGCUGGUAAACAUGAUCAUGAGGUUUAUGUGUGAGUUCAUGAAGUUUGAGUAAUGCAGAAAUGAAAGCAAAAAACAAAUCAAAUACUAAGCCAUUCUGACAUAUUAAUUUUCAGUUAAACUUUUCAGUUAAAUUGUUAUGCUGAUAAUGAAUUGUGUAAUGAAAAAUACAAAAUAAACAGUGAGAACUCAAGAGUGAGGAGAUGGGGUGGUGGAGGGAUGUUAAUAAACCAUAAAAUAGAUAGAGGUAAGUCAGCUGUAUUGACUUGAGUGAGCUCCUCUUGUGAUGAUUAGGCUUCUAUCUGACGCGCUCCUCCCAAACCUUGUUAAUAAAACAUCAUUCUGUGUGAACGAA
Molecule: messenger RNA, 2847 nt
Organism: Labeo rohita (rohu)
Lineage: Eukaryota; Metazoa; Chordata; Actinopteri; Cypriniformes; Cyprinidae
Product: tripartite motif-containing protein 16-like
Exons: 6
Coding region: 75-1712 (545 amino acids)
Molecular function (GO): zinc ion binding; protein binding
Source: RefSeq, a predicted model, not a curated record